GAGGUUCGGUUGGAGGAGAAAUUUCAACUUUGUUGACGUUCCCAUCGGGUUCUCAUUUGCUUCCACCGGCUUGGUUCAUCACAAAUUUCUCUCCUCCUCGAGACUAAGACUGCCGGCGACCGGUGCUGAAUCCGCGCCGCUGCAGCCACCGCAUUCUGCUUCUUCUUUUUUCACGUCAUACGGCUGCGGUCGGUGCUGAUUCGCCGGUGUUGUGUUACUGUUUCAUCUACUUCCGUUCUUCUCCAUUGAUUUCCACCUUUCUAUGUCCGCUGAUUUUUUUCCAACUCGGAGGAAUCCUUGGAUUAUUGUUGCUUAGCUGAUCUUCAUCUCGGAGGAAUCCGCGGGUACACGAGACUUGAAGACGACGAAAAGCGCAGCAGAGUAGCAGAGGCUUCGGAUCAGACCGAGGCCGCAGAGAAAAGAAGAAAGGAAAAGGGGAAUUUAAAAAACGACGGUGUCUGGAGGAUCGCAUCCAUUUCUCGAGCAAGUAGGCCAUUACGUUCGAUUGCUGAAACGCGCCGCUGAACCGAAUGGCAUCAUUUUGGGCGACAGUUUUUUGAAAGGACAGACGAUUCGACAGAAACUGAUUUAUUUAUAUAUCUCAACAGUUCUGAAAACAUGCCAAGCAUGAGCACAAUGACUCGAGCACCUAUGCUUGUUUUCAUCUUCGAGAGAACUACAAUUAUGGAUUGAUAUAGACUAAAUCGAGGUGGUGGCCUGGUUGGCUGGGAGAAGGAUUGGCGACAUUGAGAAAUGGGGUCUGUUGCUGGAGAGGAGCUAAUGAAGUUGGAGAAAAUGCAGGGGAUAAAUGCUCGUGAAGAGAAAAUCCUUGUUUUAGUAAGAUUGAGACCUUUGAAUGAGAAGGAGAUUAUGACGAAUGAAGUAGCAGAUUGGGAGUGCAUCAAUGAUACUAGUAUCUUGUACCGGAAUACCCUACGGGAGGGGUCCACAUUUCCGAGUGCCUAUACUUUUGAUAGAGUAUUUCGAGGCGAGUGCUCUACCAAGCAGGUGUACGAGGAAGGAGCCAGAGAAAUUGCAUUUUCUGUAGUCAGUGGUAUCAACUCGAGUAUUUUUGCAUAUGGUCAAACAAGCAGUGGAAAGACAUACACCAUGGAUGGAAUUAUUGAAUAUUCAGUGGCAGAUAUAUUUGAUUACAUUAGAAAGCAUGAAGAAAGAGCAUUCGUUGUGAAAUUUUCAGCAAUUGAAAUAUACAAUGAAGCUGUUAGAGACCUCCUGAGCACAGAUUCUACUCCUCUCAGGCUGCUAGAUGACCAUGAGCGAGGAACUAUUGUGGAGAAAGUCACUGAGGAAACUCUGAGGGACUGGAACCAUUUAAAGGAGCUCCUUUCAGUGUGUGAAGCUCAACGGCGAAUUGGAGAGACCUCACUGAAUGAGAAAAGCUCUAGAUCUCAUCAGAUUAUUAAACUGACAAUUGAAAGUUCUGCUCGAGAGUUUUUAGGAAAAGACAAUUCAACCACCCUUGCUGCUAGUGUGAAUUUUAUCGAUUUAGCUGGGAGUGAACGUGCAGCUCAAGCAUUAUCAGCAGGAGCAAGAUUGAAAGAAGGUUGCCACAUAAAUCGCAGUUUACUCACUCUGGGUACUGUUAUUCGCAAAUUAAGCAAAGGAAGAAAUGGUCAUAUCAAUUACAGAGACUCUAAGCUGACGCGCAUAUUGCAGCCUUGCUUAGGUGGUAAUGCUAGAACAGCCAUCGUCUGUACACUGAGCCCUGCAAGAAGUCAUGUUGAACAAACUAGAAACACUCUCUUGUUUGCUUGUUGUGCAAAAGAGGUGACAACAAAAGCACAAGUCAAUGUGGUGAUGUCUGAUAAGGCUUUGGUUAAGCAUCUGCAGAAAGAGUUAGCUAGAUUGGAGAGUGAGUUGAGAACCCCUGCCCCUGUUUCGUCCAGUUCUGACUAUGCAGCCUUGCUUAAAAAGAAAGAUCUUCAAAUUGAGAAGCUGGCAAAAGAGAAUAGAGAGCUCACUAAGCAAAGGGAUCUCGCUCAGUCCCGGAUUGAAGAUUUACUUCGUAUGGUUGGACAUGAUGAUGCCUCGAGAAAGGUUAUCAAAAGUAGUCAUUCCAAAUUGCACUCAAGGGAUGCCUUGGAGGAUGAAGGUUCAGGAUCAGAAACUUCAAGUGUGACUGAUUCUCGUGGUACGGAUAUGGGUGGAAAAUCUUUCGACAACCAUUAUGAUGAUGGAGAGAGUGAUGAUGGAAAGAGGUUCCUUGACUCUCACUCAGGUCAGAGUGGAAUGACAACCGCUGUGACUGAUUCUCGUGGUAUGGAUAUGGGUGGAAAAUCUUUCAACAGCCAUUAUUAUGAUGGAGAGAGUUGUGAUGGAAAGAGGUUCCUUGACUCUCACUCAGGUCGGAGUGGAAUGACAACCGCUGUGACUGAUUCUCGUGGUAUGGAUAUGGGUGGAAAAUCUUCCAAAAACCAUCAUUAUGAUGGAAAGAGGUUCCUCGACUCUCACUCAGGUCAGAGUGGAAUGACAACCGCUGUGACUGAUUCUCGUGGUAUGGAUAUGGGUGGAAAAUCUUCCAAAAACCAUCUUUAUGAUGGAAAGAGGUUCCUCGACUCUCACUCAGGUCAGAGUGGAAUGACAACCGCUGUGACUGAUUCUCGUGAUAUGGAUAUGGGUGGAAAAUCUUUCAACAAUCAUUAUUAUGAUGGAAAGAGGUUCCUUGACUCUCACUCAGGUCGGAGUGGAACGACAACCGCUGUUGCAAUAGUAGAAGAUUCCGAUGACUGCAAAGAAGUUCAAUGUAUUGAAACGGAGGAAUCAAUCAGGGACGAUGGCUUGUUACUCCAUGCUCCUAAUAAUGGUGGAUUCAGAGGAACGCCUCUGUCUGGAUCAAACUAUGGGAAUAUGGUAGGUCAUGAAAUGAUAUCAACCGCUGUGAAUGGGAACGGAGAAGUGCGUCAGAUUCAGAAUAAUUCAACUAAUGAUCAAGUGGAGCAAGGACUCCGUGAUGUAAGAAGAACGGCCAUUACUUCUAUUAGCAGUCCUUACUGCCACGAUGCAAAUUCACAGGUUGCUGCCGAUAUGUCAAGCUCCAGAAGUUGGAGACGUAGAGAAAAUCUCACGACGGAGUUACCACCUGAUAAAGCGGAGACCACCCCUCCACAUGGAUUUGAGAAAAGCUUUCCUGGAAGGCCUGAAGGUUUUGAACGGAAACUCCCACAAUUAGACUUUGAUGGCAGCCUCUUGAGACUUGAUUCUCAGUCUUCUAUAGGAAGUGCUCGAAGCACAAAAACUUCUGCAGAUGAUGACAUUACUCGUCUAGACACCUUUGUGGCCGGACUGAAGAAAAUGACCAACUCAGAGUAUGGGAAAGAACUUGCUGAUAGACAGGUUCUAGAGGACGGGCAAGAAACGGAUUUCUUAAGGAACACAAAAGGUGCUAGAGGGGAGACAAGGCAGGAUGCAUUAUUCUCAUCGGAUUGGAGCCAAGAAUUUCAGAGGCUGCAGAGGACGAUAAUUGAGCUUUGGCAGACUUGCAACGUCUCGAUUGUCCACAGAACAUACUUUUUCAUGCUGUUCAAAGGUGAUCCGGCCGAUUCCAUUUACAUGGAAGUAGAGCUUAGGAGACUGUCUUUUCUGAAGCAAACAUUUUAUUACGGUAAUGAAGCUAUUGAAGAUGGCCGGAAACUCACUUUUGUCUCAAGCGUGAGGAAUCUUCGUCGCGAGAGAAAAACAUUGAGUAAGCUAAUGCAGAAACGAUUGUCAGAAGAAGAGAGAACGAGACUGUUCCAGACGUGGGGAAUUGCGUUGAAAUCAAAACGCCGAAGGCUGCAGCUGAUCAACCGCUUAUGGAGCGACCCGAAGAACAUGAAUCACGUACAAGAGAGUGCUGCCAUUGUUGCCAAGCUUGUCAAGUUUGCUGAGCAAGGACAGUCUCUGAAGGGGAACUUUGGUCUCAGCUUCAUUACAACACCCCCACAGAAAAGUAGAUCAUUUAGCUGGAAAAACACCAGGACUUCUCUUCUGUGAGCUGAGCUGCUACAUACAUAACCCUUACAGGAAUGUCAUAUCAAUAGGAGGAUACUUCUUAUACUAUGUUUCAUAAACUCGAAUGCUCUAAAGAAUGAAGAUAAUCCAUUGACUAUGAGUCUGAAUCAAGAUCAUUAUUAAGAGGCGUAGUCGACCUAGUGUAUAAAUCGAUGUAUUAUAACCUCUACUAUAAUCACAAGUACAAUAGUUGAUUAUAACUACUAUUGUUGUAGCGAUGUAGUACGAUAUUUACUUCAUAUCAUACCCAUAGUUUCUAUUGCUAUAGUCGUCAUUACUAUAGCUAUAGUCACAUUGUUCAUACUCAGGGUCAAUCUUUGUCAAUGUGUAAUUUUUACCUAUAUAAUGUUUAUGUUUAAUGUAAUGUUUUUACUCUA
Cucurbita maxima (winter squash) is the source of this 4388-nucleotide messenger RNA. Its product is annotated as kinesin-like protein KIN-7E. The transcript has 17 exons. Gene Ontology annotation, molecular function: microtubule binding; ATP binding; microtubule motor activity. The coding region runs from base 754 to 3993 and encodes 1079 amino acids. Gene Ontology annotation, biological process: microtubule-based movement. The record is from RefSeq and is a predicted model, not a curated record. Lineage: Eukaryota; Viridiplantae; Streptophyta; Magnoliopsida; Cucurbitales; Cucurbitaceae.